This is a messenger RNA of Entamoeba invadens IP1, 1710 nucleotides long. RefSeq lists its product as hypothetical. NCBI's taxonomy places the organism in Eukaryota, Evosea, Mastigamoebida, Endamoebidae. The coding region runs from base 1 to 1710 and encodes 569 amino acids. The record is from RefSeq and is a predicted model, not a curated record. The transcript has a single exon.
AUGACAUGUCUCCAACAAAUUUUUAUGAAAAACGUCAUAUUAUAUUUUGACACUCUAGAAGAUGUUACAAACUUUAUGUUAAUUAAUAAAUCCUGUUAUGAAGCAGUGCAGACAAUGUAUAUUAACACAUACAAAUUAAGUCAGACAGUUGCCAUUGAAGAUAUCAUUUAUUUCUUCCCAAAUCUGCAGACUUUAUAUUUCAACGCCCUUUCUUAUUGUCCAAGAAAAUUUUCAAGUGAUGACAUCCCUCUAAUAGAAGUCAACAAUUCUCUUGUAACGUCACGCAAAGAUCCAUCAUCGAAAAUGGAAAAUACACUCAAGACCAAAUGGUUUCCUCCAAAGGUCAGAAAAAUUCGAUUAUCUUCCAAUGAAGUUUUAGCCGUUGGAAAAUAUGGGGAGUUGUAUGAAAAUUUGAAAGACGCAUUUUUAGAUUUUUCUAAAACGUUUUAUGUUGGGUUUGAAUCAUGUUUAAAAGGUAUGGAAGAUGACAAAGAAAGUCUGAAAUUGAAAAAAUUUUUCGACAUCAAGUCUCUUCAAAAAGUGACUGCUUUGAUUUCAAUUGAAGAAUUGAACGAUUUGCUCUCAAUCGAUUUUUCAAGUAAAAAAGAUGUGAAAUUUGUGAUAGUUAUUUUCUUUUACAUAAACGUUACUAGAAAUGAUACCAACCCACUUGAUAUACUCAAAACGAUAACACAUAUCGACAACGUAGAUUUCUAUGUGCAAUUUCUUGCCAAAGAAACGAUAGGAAUGAAGUACAUUCCAGACUUCUGCACAACAGAGGAACAAUUUAAUGAUUUUGGACGACUUGUGAAGGUAAUGCCCAAUAUGAAUGGUCACGAGGAAAUUAUUGAAAAUGCGGUUAAAAACUCUUUUUGUAGUGGAAUUAAAGUGUUUCAACCACCCAAACGUCAGAUUUGGGAUGGCAAUGGGUAUCAAGACGAUCCAAAUAAAUAUUAUGUGGAUGUUAAUUUAAAUUUUUUAGAUUCAGAAAAUAUUCGGGUGGUCUCUUUGAAGAAUGUGAAUGUCACAGAAUUGGCUCUUCCACUCAAAUUGGAAAAAUUGAAAGUCGACGAAGUGACUGGAAACCUGAAAAUUGACAAAUUGAAACUGACAAAAAUUUACGUCUUGAAUUACAAAGGAAGUUCUCUGCUUGUUAAUGAUGAAAACUUGACUGAAUUUGAGUGUUUUAACUCGUUGAAUUGUGUUAAAUUUGUGCGAGAUGACAAACCGACGAACACAUUUAUUGUCGACUUCAAGAAAUACACUAUCUUUGAUGUGUAUCAAGACACACAAGAAGUGACAUUUGAUGUUGAAAAACUUGGAAAACACAGAUGUAAAUUUAAAGCAAAAAGAGUUGAGUUUUCGGCUGGUAACAUCGAGAUUAGUAGUCCAUGUGAUUUUGACUUGUCAAGUGAAGAUUUUGACGAAGUCAUGGUAAGUCAAAUUUAUAAAAGAAAGGACAAAAUUACUGCUAAGUUUGGGGAUGUAAAAAAUAUCAAGUUUAAAUGUGGUUGUUAUGAAGAAAUUACAAUGGGUAACGCAGAAAACAUCGAAUUUGAUUGUGUAGAAGUAAAGAAUUUAUUUAUAAACUCUGCAAAGCUUUUAAAACACCAAAAAUCGAGUUUUGAAAGUAUAACAGCGAACACCAAAAUCGAGACAAUCAAAGGGACAAAAAGAAAUAUAGCAAAAUUAAUCAAUGGACCUCAAUAA